This is a messenger RNA of Acromyrmex echinatior (Panamanian leafcutter ant), 2361 nucleotides long. Its product is annotated as coiled-coil domain-containing protein 22 homolog. The record is from RefSeq and is a predicted model, not a curated record. Gene Ontology annotation, biological process: positive regulation of ubiquitin-dependent protein catabolic process. Gene Ontology annotation, molecular function: cullin family protein binding. Lineage: Eukaryota; Metazoa; Arthropoda; Insecta; Hymenoptera; Formicidae.
UUAGAUCCUGAUGAUUAAAUCGAGCCGGACCUUAUAAACACGCGAUACAACGGGGCGGUAGCGGCGCCUCAGAGUUUUCAUCUUUUUACGUAGGAUGGAGGAGAUCGACAAUAUAAUAAUUCACUCGUUGCGACAAAUAGGCUGUGACAUUGAAGAGAACAUAACGAAUCUUAGUAGCUUUAACACUGAACUAGUUGUGGAAGCCACUGUAAGAUGCUUAGAAGCAAUAAGGCCGGGUUUAGGUUUGUCUACUAUAUUACCUGUAAAUAUGGCAGCGCGCUUUCGACUGGGCGCUACUCUUGCACAAACAUGCAUGGAGCUUGGAUACAGAGGUGACAUCGGUUAUCAGACAUUCCUAUAUAACUCAGAAGCAGAUCUGCGAAGAGUAUUUAUGUUUCUCAUUGAAAAACUGCCAAAGGAGACUGAGAAAACCGUAAACGAAUCCAUCAGUAAAGUCGCUUUAUUAGAGAAAUCGGUAGCAUCUACAAUAUCCCAAGGACUCUCCAUACCAUGGUUACCGCAUUAUUGUCAUAAACAGGGAUUUAGGAAUAGAGGAAGAGCGAAUGACCCUUAUGUGUCUGUAAAUAUCGAAGUACCAAUAGCAAAUAUCGAAGAUGGUAAUGCAAUAUUAAUAUUACUUGGAUUACUUUUGCCAGAUAAUGUUAAUGCAAUGACGACCGUUAUUAUUGCAGAUUAUAAAGACUAUUGUAUGCGCUAUUUACAACCAGUGCCUGAACAAAUGCAAGACAUUGCGUGCUUUUUACCUUCAAUGAUAUUGUACAAUGCAAAAGCGCUUAAUACUUCUCCGACAGAUAUUAUGGAACGCAUAAAUUGGCUUAAUAGCCAACACUCUGAAAAACCUGCUUAUUCUAAUGCGUAUAAUAUUGUUAAAGAGUUUAGCAAAUUCUCGUCAGAGAAGAAGACACAAACUUCAACAGAAUCUCAGGUGAAACCAGAAUCUACAAUGCAUCCAGUGCUUCCAGAUCAAGAAACAUUAAGAAAUCAGGCGAAACAGGAAGUUGAAACAGAAAAGAUGAAAGCAGAAUGUGAAAGUCUUAGAAUAAAUAUAGAAGAAUUACAAAACGAAAUUAAAAAAUUGACCACCAGAUUAGCUCAAGCAACAAUAACUGGUCAAAAUGAAGAGAAGGAAUUAAAAAUCAAUGAGGAACAAAAAAAAAUCAAAGCAAAAGCAUACGAACUCCUUCAAGAUGGGCCAGAGAAUGUAAAGAAAUUGGAAUCUGCAAUUGAGGCUAGUACAAGCAAAUUGAUUAAUUUAGCAAAUCAAUGGGAAAAACAUAGGGUGCCCUUAAUCAUGAAAUAUAGACAAGAAAGAGAGAAGCAUUCCACAAAAGCAAACGCGAGCCAAAAGAAACUGGACGAGAUAAAAUUGUUAAAAGAGAAGGAAAAAGAACUUCAAGAAGAAUGUCGGAAUAAAGACCAACAGUAUUCACAGUUGGUCGCAGAAGUUCAGAAACUUCCUAAGGAAGUAAAUAGAUCUGCAUACACCCAACGAAUUUUAGAAAUAAUAAAUAAUGUCAGGAAACAGAGAGAUGAGAUAAGCAAGGUUCUGGCAGAUACUCGUGAAAUUCAAAAGGAAAUCAAUACGCUUACCGGAAGAUUGGAGAGAUCCUUUACCGUCGUAGAUGAAUUAAUAUUCAGAGAUGCAAGAACAAACGAAGCUUCGCGGAAGGCUUACAAAUUAUUAGCGACGUUACAUUCAGACUGUAAUGAACUUGUAAGUUUAGUUGAAGAAACAGGUGCGACAAUACGAGAAAUCAGAGAUUUGGAAGAACAGAUCGAUUCCGAGUCCGCGAAAAACGUCGGUGCUAAUUUGGAAAGAAUAACUGCCGAUUUAAAACAAAUGAAACAAGAAACCGCCGCAUUAACCGCACAACUUCAAAGUAAAGCCUCGUGAUUGUUAUGUACAGUACAGCGUCAUUUUGCGAAUUGUAAUGUUCAGGACCAGAUGGGAGUUUAAUACAGAAUAUAAACGAAUACGAUCGAAUGCAUUAAAGACCAAACAUUUUUUAGCUACGCAACCAACAGAAUAUCACGCGAUAUUGCUCGUGAGAGUCUCCACGAAUCUACUAAGUUAACUGUAAACAAACGUGCCUUGGUCUGGAGUCGUCAGGCAUUAGGCUUUUAUUAGCCUCGGGCCAAGAGUAUAAAACAUGCUAUUAACAUCAAUGCUCAAAGAGACAUUAUUUAUUAUAAAGCCUAAUAAUUUUUUAGUAUCGAGUUCAACUUUCGUAUCUCUCGCAACUUGAAGAUCUGACUUGCGGCUGUAAAUAAAAUAAUUGCUAAAACAUCACUUUCAAACAAAGAACAUGUACAAAAUAUAGAAUGUGUAUAAGGGUAAAA